UGACUAAGUGAAUAACAAUAAUGGCUGAAGGAGGUAAAAGUGCUAAGGAUGUCUUUAAAAAGACACUGCCAAACUUCAUAAACAUACUUGGGAAGGAUCCACCCUUUUCUGUAGUCACUGCUUCUCUCAAUGCUGAAGACCUGAUAACUGAUCAAGAGCUAGAGGCUAUAAUGACCAAACAAGGUGUUGAAAGAGGCAGGGAAGUGGCUUUUACCCUAAGAGACAAGAUAAAGGAUAGUGAUGAUCCUAAUGUCUGUCUACUUGCCAUAUGUAAGAUAUUUGAAUCUGAACUAGUAGACAAUGCUACAUUGAAGAAACAUGGAGAAAGCAUGAGAACAAGCAUAUCAAGCACAGCUGCUGCUUCUACAGCUAGACAUCCUGUAUCACACCCCGAGGAAUAUUCAAAGCGAAAGUUUGGUGAACUAGAUAUAGGUGAUUUAAAGACAGUGAGAAGUGUUUUGACUAAAGCAAUGUUUGGACCAGUUCAUUGGACUGAUUUAGGAUUGUCCCUUGGUCUCAUUAUGCCGACACUUAAUGUGAUUGGUAGAACUAAUGGAGACGCUAACGAUUAUCUCAAACUAACUCUUCAAUAUUGGUUGGAAAAGAAAGAUAAUGUUACAGGAACCACGUGGGACAACUUAAUAAGAGCAGUGAGAAGCACUGGAGAUAAUGCAGCUGCUGAGAGGAUGCAAGGCAUUUUAAAAUGA
Amphimedon queenslandica is the source of this 707-nucleotide messenger RNA. RefSeq lists its product as uncharacterized. Gene Ontology annotation, biological process: signal transduction. Gene Ontology annotation, molecular function: protein binding. The transcript has 4 exons. Bases 21 to 707 code for a protein of 228 amino acids. NCBI's taxonomy places the organism in Eukaryota, Metazoa, Porifera, Demospongiae, Haplosclerida, Niphatidae. The record is from RefSeq and is a predicted model, not a curated record.